CGCCCCUCCUCAUCCCGAAUCCCCUGCACUUUUGGUUCCAGACCUUUCCCCCCCAUCUUCGUGCUUCCCUGCAUUCCUAUCCUCUUCAGGGCACAUCAACACACUCUUAUCUUCAUCGAUUUACACGCGCCUUUGACUUUGCGCCUGGUCUUCUGGUCCUUGAUCCCGGUGUAGAAGCCCGGUUCGCCCUCCGUCCCCGCGCGACAUCAUGCUUCAAACCUUAGCUGGAUCUUUCUCCUACGUCCGUCUGAAGUAUUGACCGGCGUGGUUCAUCGCCUUCCAAAUCGCAAACUACAUCCAGCCAAUUCCCAUCCAACGAAUCUUAUCCCGGACCCAAGAAAUACCACGUGACCGGCUGUUAAUUCUCUCGGCGAUUCGACUGGUGUGCUGUGGCGUUGCCCCUCCAGGAACCAUCUAUCGUUGGAGAAAAGAACGAUGGAGACGCCUGGGUUUUCCCAGCUUGACGAGGGUCUGUCGCAGGGCGAUAUCCCCCUUCGUCCUCAUACCGAUGGUCCAUCUAUUGUCGUUCCUACCGCGCAUCCGCCGGCUCUUCCGGGCACCUCGUCGCAUAACCCUCAGAAACCCAGAUUGGCCACCCGUCCCGCGCAUGCCGAAAAAAAGCAGCUUCUGUCCACGGGGACCAGCAAAGUCGCCAUCCCUCGACAACGUUCGGCUGCAGCCCCGCGAUAUACCAGACGAGUCCCGCUGGCGUGUGAGUCGUGCAGGCAACGGAAGACGAAAUGUAGUGGUGAUACGCCCGUGUGUCGACAGUGCAAGGAAUUGAGGAUUAGUUGUCGGUAUCCGAUCUCUUGGCGGGAGCGGACGAAAGGGGAGUUGGACAAACUUGCUGUGAGGGUCACGGACUAUGAGAAUUUACUGCGAGAUCUUGGCACUAUUGUCGAUGGUCGGGCUGCGGAGCGUAUUAGGACGGCGUUGGAAAAGCAUUCCUAUAGCGGCAGCGGUAGCGGCGAAGGCACUCAGUCCAGCUCGGUGACACCCCAGGACGAAGACAACGAUGAUGAGGUGACCUCGCCUUCGUCCAUCGGAUCUUUGGAUGCAAUCGAUCGGGUUGAGGAAGAUGUGAACCGCACUCCGAGUUCCAGAGCCACUGGUUAUAUGGGAAAGAACUCCGAAGUCACUUGGAUGCAGCGGGUGCGCAUGGAGGCCGAGCAUCGUGCUCGCAGACUGCCGGGCCCCUACGAGGUAGAACAUGAGGGCGAGUUUGCCAUCCACUCCGUCAACUACCAUCUAGACGACAUGGAUAUCUCGGUGCCAGGUCCUGUCCAUGUGUACUGGAUGCCGCCGCGCAAGGUGGCAGAUAAACUCUUCGAAGACUACCUCGAUACGGUCCACCCAUUCUAUCCUAUCAUCAGCCGGACCCUCUUCCGGGCGCAAUACAAGACAUUUUUCGAGAGCGCCGCACGGCCAGGGGACAAGUGGUUGGCUAUCCUGAACAUGAUAUUCGCCAUUUCCGCCAAGCAUGCCCAUCUUACGCGGGCCCCGUGGCGGGGUGAUGAGAAUGACCAUCUAGUGUAUCUGACGCGAGCUCGGAUUCUGAGCAUGAACGGCGAUGUGCUUUUUAGUCACCCUGAUCUCCAGCAGGUGCAGGUUGAAGGUCUGAUCGCCUAUUAUCUACUUGCGUCGGACCAGAUCAAUAGGGCUUGGAGAAUUGCCGCUUUGGCUGUUCGCUCCGCAGUCACUCUCGGAUUGAACAUGAAGAACUCCAGCGAAGGAACGGCCAACAUCUCCAAGGAGGCACGCUAUAGGGUGUGGUGGUGUCUAUACACGUUUGAGCACAUGCUGGGCAUCAUGACUGGCCGAGCUACGACAAUUAGCGACGGUAUCUGUACUACACCGUUCCCUCUCCCUUUUGAAGAAGAUCAACUGGUGGAAGCCGCAGCGACCAAGCUUUUGAACGAGCCCGAACUACGCCAGGAACACAUUGACUCGGCCCUUGCCUGCAUCUCUGUGCGGCAAAUGCCAUCCAAUCCCAAAGGAGGUCGAAACGCUCAGACGACAGAUAAGCCGCGUGAUCCGGCAUGGCUUAGAAGCCUUCCGCCCUCGAGUGCUCUUGGAUUCCUGUACUACGUCGACCUUGCAGUUAUUUCGCAGGAGAUUGUCAACCGUGUGUACUCACUGGAUUGCGUUUCUAUUCCAUGGGGCCACAUUGAGAACCGCAUUGGUGAGCUGCGAGCCCGCACUGAUGUGUGGUACGCCAAUCUUCAUGAGUCCUAUGAUUUUACUCGACGGGAAGACCAGCCAGCAGAUACCUUACGUGGCAAGCUCUUCCUCGCCUUCCACUACUACAGCGCGCGCAUUACGCUAGGACGGCCCUGUUUAUGUCGCCGUGACGCACGACAGACGGCGUCUAACAAGAAGGAGACAUUCAGCCAUGAGAUGGCGGUGAUAACACUAGACUCUGCCCGAAAGAUGCUCGACUUGAUCCCUGAUGUGCCUGAUGCUGUUCGUCUUUACGAUAUCUGCCCGUGGUGGUGCAUUCUGCACUAUCUUAUGCAGACAACGACCGUGCUGCUGUUGGAGUUGUCUUUUGGCAGUAUUCAUAUGCCAGAUGAGGAGGCAAAUUUCCUACACGCCGCCAAAAAAGCCAUUCGCUGGCUCUUCGCAAUGUCUGAGAAUAGUCUUGCAUCUCGACGCGCAUGGGAGUUAUGUUAUGGCAGCCUCCGGCAGAUUGCUGCAGGUAUGAGCUACGACAUUAGUGACUUGCCCGCGUGUGGCUUUGAGGCUCAGCCUCGGGCCCAGGAUCAGAGCCAGGCGCUCAACGGUACACAACCUGGCUAUUCGAACCAGCCGGAACAGUCCAUACAUGCGGGACCGACCUUCUACAACCCUGCGGCAUCAGAUAUGGACAAUUCAGCCUCAGCUCCUCUUCAGAUGAAUCAACAACCCAACGUGUUGUUCGCUCAGAUCGACCAGCCUUUCCAGGGCUUGGCGAUGCCAGCUUCCAACCCGUUGUCCACGAAUUCGGAAUCGAACUCUGGUCCCGGUGACUCGUAUUUCCCGAUGAAUUUCCCCGGCGAAGCUUUUCUCUUCGGCGGCGACGAAAAGCAUCCAAAGCUUUCGUUUCCCUUCAACAGCUUCCCCCCACUGUCGCCGAACGUCCGUCCGACGGUCACAUCGAGAUUUGGAUUUCCUCCGCCCGCAGGUCUCCUCCGCUACCUCCGUCGUGUCAUGAAAAGGUGCCUGAGUCCAGCUCGUCUGCCGUGCCUGGACCGCGGAUCUUCCUCCGUCCUCCACCCUUCGAUCCUCCGUCGUCUCGCUCUCCGUCACCCACUCGCGCGACGACAAUGGAGUCGCCGCCAGUUCUCCGUCGGGGCCGACUAUGUUAGGAGUAAUCCCGAGGCUUGGAUCGCAAGGCUGGAUCAGUACCUGCCGCCUUCUGACGAUGUUUUGGAUGACAAUGUGACAAUUGAAUUGGCUAAUUUACUGCUGCAUGCGCGGGAGUCCGGGAAAUUUGAUUUGCUGGCGUAUGUUGGUUUCCGGUUGAAUAAUUGGCCCGCUGUGCAGUUCUUGAUUAAUCGUUUGCUUGAUGCUGCGGACUCUCUUAAGGAGGUUACGAUACCUUCUAGGCCUUUGUCGAGUUAUGAUUGGGGUCUGGGUCAGGGGCUCUCGCUGGAUGAGCUGACGGAUAGGUCUGAGUCGCAGGCUCCGAAAAUUCCGCAGGCGGCUUCGAACGGCCUGCCGGUGUCGAAUAUGACGAGCUUGGAUGCUUUCACGGAGCGGCCGUAUGCGGAUGACCAUUCGAAACGAUUUAUGGCUGAGGUGUGGCAGAGUUUGGGGUCUAUGGUGCUGGAGGCUGCUGAUGCUUCGCCUAACGAGUCGAAGCUGGCUAUGUCUCAUGUGUUUCAGAUUCUAGCUCGGCUGCAUCACUCUGAUGCUAUCUCCGAUAGGGUGUAUAAGUACGUCCCGCCGGAUAGUUACCAAGCUACGUUCCGACCUCCAGGAAUGCAUCUGCUUUCGUCUCAUAUUAUGAGUGUGCUGUCUGAUGCUGCGUGGCUGGUUCAUGAAGCGGAGGUUGCUGCUAAAGCGGCGGCUGCUGGCGAGGAUUCGCCCUAUCUUCCAUUCAAGAUGGGGGUUCGUGAGCUUGGGCCUGAGAUUUGGCUGGAGUUUAUCCUCUGGUGCUGUGUUGAACAUGGUCACAUCGAGGAGGGAGUAUGGCUAAUCGAUCGAAUGACAAGCAAGACUGGAGAUCAGGCCUGGAAAUUCCAGAGCUGGAAGCCUUUACUCGACGACUCUGGGUCGGUCUGGCAGACCAAAGUCGAUCAGGAAGAGACUUGGCGACAGCCAGGUCACCAGGAACGCUCUACAAUGCUGCGGAAGCGACAUAGUCCGACGCCUUUCCACGGGCUCGGGAAGCGAACCAUGAGCACUGAAGUGGCUGCGGCUUUGCUGGAUAGCCUUCCCAAUCAGGUAUAUCUAGGCCUUGGUUUCAGAGGUAUGUCACCGAGCGCCCUCUUGCGCUAUGCUUCCAGUCUCAAGUUCGCGAUUGCCCCGUCAACGGAUGACGGCAAAUUACUGCCCACGCGCAGAACAUCGAACUGGUUCACCGUGCGGGUUGUGGAAUCAGGAGGCCUCAAGCCGGAAGCCGACCCCCGGAUAUUCGAAGACUUCCUCAGGAUCACGCCGUGCGUCGUUCCGCCCUGGGAUACCGACCUCCACCACGUUAAUGAAGAUGCGUUGACACGAAUGACUCGGUCACAGCUGUACGAUGACACAGCUGCCUUGGUCGGCCUGAUCGAGUACAACAUCCGGUUCUAUUCGGCGAAGCGGUUCUGCGGUGACGCUUUGAACGCAUUCUCCUGGCUGCAAGCCAUCGUUGACAGCAGCAAGAUGCAGCGCAUCGACGAGUUCUUUUCUUCGCGCGUUGAUCGACCCGGCGUCGUCCUCCCUACCCUCGACCUUGAUGAUUUGAAUUCCGCCGAACCCUUCGAAUCAUCCAUGCCGCAACUGUCCAGCGUCACCCUAGCCGAGCUAAUCGAUCUAAUCACCGUAUCGCGCGCCUUCACAUUCGGCAACUGGCUCUUCUACUCCGACGACAUCGACGGCCCCCCAGUCCCUCCCCGCUCAUACGGCGACCAAGCCCUAGCUCCAUCCAUCAUCCGCUACGCUACAGCAACCCGGAACGCGGCCCUCUGCGACGCAGUCGUCCAAUCCCUCUCCCAACCCCUCUCCUCCAACACCCUUCGCGCACUCCUCAACUCCCGCAUUGCCCUACACCAAUGGGACGCAGUCACCAAACUCUUCGAAUACCUCCGCGACUACCGCGCCAAAUCCUGGGGCCAGAGCAACGCCACCGCGCUCGCAGCAGAGAUCAUCCGUCUCGAGCACACCAUCUACCGACAACAACCACCCCCAGACCCCUCAACCCUCCAAGAAACCACCACCUCCCUCACCCGCGCCAAGGACCUCCUCUCCCGCCUCCUCACAGGCGUCUACAACGAACCCACCCACAUCGCCACCUCCCGCUUCCAAGAACGCGCCAUCUCCGGCCUCCACAACAUCUUCCUCUCCAUCCCAGGCACCCUCCACGACCUCGCCGCCUCCCUCUCCAACUCCCUCCCUCACCACAAAACCACCACCACCAACAAUCCCUCCCGCAACGCCAUCCCCUACAUCCCCACAACAGCCUUCCACACCCUCCUCUCCGCAAUAGUCGACACCCGCGGCAGCGCCGCCGGCCAACGCUUCUACGACAAAUGGUGUCUCGACACAAAGUCCCCGACUUCGCGCCGUCAGCAAGAAGGAGGCAUCGAGAGAUUCUAUCUCGGCAAGGAGCGGAACCCCGCGAAGGGCGACCCGCACUUCGACGCCAAGUACUUCAAGCGAGCCAGGGAGAAGGCCACGAUGCCAAACCCCAUGACGGUGAGGAUCAUCGCGCAGGCUGCUGUGGCGGAGUUUUAUGCGUUUGAAGGCCAGGGCGGUGUGAAGAGUAAUCCUGCUGAAGAGGUUCUGGAUUUCUGUAUCAAGAGAUUCGAGGCCUUUGGGAUGCGGAGACGUGAGAUUAAUCGGGAGGUUGGGGGGAUUGUGUAUAGAAGACGGAGGGAGGGGGGGAAGUUGAGGAGGGAGAUGGAGAGGAAGGAGAAGGAGAAGGUAGAUGCUUUGGCUGUUUGAUUGGGCAUUCGGGUGGGGGGGUCUUGUUUAUACCAUGAUUGAUCUGUCUGUCUGUCUGUGAGUGUGUCCUUUUGGGGGUUUAUGUAUUAUUUUGGUUUUGGGAGAUAUAUAUGCAUGGGUUGUUUAUAGAUGAGCGAUAAUAGAUCACUGUAUUAUAUUUCUUACUACUUACUGAAUCUGCAUGGAUGUGCCUUUGUUUUUUUUCUACAAAUAUUUACUAUUGCGUCAUAUGUUGUCGCAAUAUGGACUACUUCAGUUACGGUCAGUUGAGAUAGAUGAGAAAUAUCCAUCCCUUUGGAACUAGUUUGCACUAGAGAUAGAAGCAUC
Messenger RNA from Aspergillus vadensis CBS 113365, 6456 nucleotides. Its product is annotated as C6 transcription factor. Lineage: Eukaryota; Fungi; Ascomycota; Eurotiomycetes; Eurotiales; Aspergillaceae. The record is from RefSeq and is a predicted model, not a curated record. The transcript has 11 exons. Gene Ontology annotation, molecular function: DNA binding; DNA-binding transcription factor activity, RNA polymerase II-specific; zinc ion binding. Gene Ontology annotation, biological process: regulation of DNA-templated transcription; DNA-templated transcription. Bases 436 to 6129 code for a protein of 1897 amino acids.